AUGCCUUCCACCCAGGAAAACAAGACCAAACCCAUCGCUAAAGCGAAAACCAUCAAGCAAGAAGACCUCAUCAACAUGUCCGCCGACGCUGCAACUAUCGAGGCUUGCUUCACUCUCAUCGCCAUGUCCCGCGGCACCCAUAAGAUCAAGCAACAGUGCCAAACCUCUGCUUGCAACAAGUCAGUCAAGACCUCUUUCUACUGUGAAUCCUGUCAGGCUCAUGCUCGUUCUCGUGUUCGUGCUCGUGCGGAUUCCCAUAAGCACAGUUACUCGACUCGAUCCAAGGCUCGAAAUAAUAAAGAUAGCAUUAAUGCUGACUCGACAUAG
Molecule: messenger RNA, 327 nt
Organism: Fusarium tjaetaba
Lineage: Eukaryota; Fungi; Ascomycota; Sordariomycetes; Hypocreales; Nectriaceae
Exons: 1
Coding region: 1-327 (108 amino acids)
Source: RefSeq, a predicted model, not a curated record